Messenger RNA from Myxocyprinus asiaticus (Chinese sucker), 3240 nucleotides. Its product is annotated as photoreceptor outer segment membrane glycoprotein 2-like. Bases 658 to 1752 code for a protein of 364 amino acids. Gene Ontology annotation, cellular component: membrane. Gene Ontology annotation, biological process: visual perception. The record is from RefSeq and is a predicted model, not a curated record. Lineage: Eukaryota; Metazoa; Chordata; Actinopteri; Cypriniformes; Catostomidae. The transcript has 4 exons.
CUAGCACAGACAAUUAGUUUUCAAGACCAAACAAUGCAUUCUUAUUGUUACACAAAAUUUGAGGACAUCUGAUGGAGAGCUAAAGAAAAAUUACUUGGAAUUGGGUGAAAUAUAAUUGAGUGAUGGAUAGACAUGAAUGGGUGCAUGUUUGCAAAAAUGGAAAUUAUUUCUGCUUUCACUGUCUGUGUAAAGGUUGUCCAAUCUCUUCAACCAGUUUGACAGAUCUGAGAAUCUCGCAAAGCAUAGAAUGGCUUAGUUUUGCCCAUUUGACCAGACUAUAAAACUCCUUUUUAAAUAUAUAAAAAAGUACUCUGAGAAAUGUUAUACUGUAUUUCUAUUAACUGUUAUCUCUCAAUGAAAUAUCUUUUUUAAAAUGAGUGGCUACGUUCUUUUUGUUUGGCCAUAGAUUUUGGAUACGAAGUCUUUCUAAUGACUGACACUAACUAAGUUAGCGUAAGAAGCUAAUAGCUGAGAAGCAUUAGUCAAUUCAUGCGUUCAUCAGUAAGAUCGAUCUACACCUCAUUGAUUUACAGCAUAUCUAAAAUUAGCCAUUCACUUAAUUUUUGCAUUAGGAACUCCGUUAGCCUCCCAGCAAGACCAAUAAAAAUAUCAGGUGUAGGUUCUUUUAACCUUUGAAGCAGUUACCAAACAUUUAAAAUGGCUGUGCUGCCGGUAAGGUUCACUAAAACUAAGAGGGAUAAACUGGCCCAUGUUCUGUGGGUGCUGAACUGGGUCUCCGUUGUAACAGGGAUCAUCCUGUUUAGUUUAGGCAUCUUUCUGAAAGUGGAGAUCCACAAACGGCAAGAUCUAGUGGCCAAGCGUCAACAUCAGUCUGUUCCAAACAUGCUUAUUGCUGUGGGACUUAUAGCCUGCGGAAUCAACUUUUUAGGAGGGAAGAUCUGCUAUGACUGUGUGGACACCAACAAGUUCUUGCGCUGGAAGUUGGUGAUGCUCCCGUACAUUAUUUGUACAUUUUUCUUCACUCUGAGCGUUUUUGUGGGGGCCAUGAUGUGCUACAGUAUGCAUGGACAGCUUGAUGAGUCACUUGCGCUGGGGCUACGUGAUGCUAUGCGCUACUACAAGGACAUGGACACGCCAGGUCGCUGCUUCUUGAAACGCAAGGUAGACCUGCUGCAGAUCCAGUUCCAGUGCCGUGGAAAUGAGGGCCAUAGAGACUGGUUCCAGAUCCAGUGGAUCAGCAACCGUUACCUGGACAUGUCUCAACGGGAAGUGGCAGACCGUCUACGCAGCAAUGUGGAGGGAAAAUACCUUAUGGAUGGAGUUCCCUUCAGCUGUUGCAAUGUCAACUCUCCUCGGCCAUGCAUUCAUAACCAAAUCACCAAUAACUCUGCCCACUUUAAUUACGACUACCAGACAGAGGAACUCAAUCUGUGGAUGAGGGGUUGUCGUCAGGCUCUGCUAGAUUACUACACCAACAUCAUGCACUCAGUUGGCCUAACUGUUCUCAUCAUCUGGCUCUUUGAGCUCUCUGUGCUUACGGGGGUCCGUUACCUCCAGACAGCCCUGGAGAACGUGCUGAGACAGGGGGACCCUGAGUGUGAGUCUGACGGGUGGCUCCUCGAGAACAGCUUUGUGGACACUGCUCGCUCUAAUUUCAACAUCAUCAAAAAUCUGGGCAAGUUCAACCAGAUCAACACAGCCAUCAAUGGAGAUCCAAACAUUGACAGACCAUCUACAGCACACUAUGGUCCAGACAAUGUGCCUCCAAAGGCUUUUCCCAUGGCCAGUUAGUCUUAGGCCAGAGUGUUCCUUUUCAUAAUCAGAAGUGUUAUGCAAGCGACAGAGGACUGGAAUGUGAUGCUAUAUCAGUGUAUGAGUUUUUAAAGUAUUGUUCUGACUGCCUGAAAAAUGAGAUGGCAUUGAAUUGUACAGCAAGAAUCAAGAAAGAGAUAACAACAUAAUAUGAGUUCUGUUUUAAUAUAAAGUGAAGGAACUGAAUAAGGAAAAAUGGAAUUGAGUAAUGUUUGAACAUGCAAAGGAAGGCUUACUGUCUACAGUGCAAAGCAACAUGAGGCCUUUAAAGUCUUGCACAAUAUUAAACUCUUAAACUGUCUCCCAUUAAGCAUGCAACAGUCUAAAUCUUAUCUUGCAUUUAGAGAUUGACUCGUGUGAAUAGUAUGAUUGUUGAAGUUGUUUAGAGCAAAAACUGUCCACUGUAGAUUUUUAAAGUCAACGUGAAUUGCCAUAUGAAACCCAUUUUGUGACAUAUUUCGAGAGAAACAGGAUAUUCAACAAGAAUGUAGGGUGUGACUUGAUUUUGUCCACAGGGAAUUGAUUUGAUUGUGAAAAGUGGGCAUUACAUACAGUAUCAGAAUGGAGCCACACAGAAUAGUUUGAUAAAACAAUUAAAAGGUAUAUUCCAGGUUCAAUACAAAAUUAAGAUCAAUCGACAGCAUUUGUGGCAUAAUAUUGAUUAUCACAAUUUAAUUUUGACACGUCCCUCCUUUUCUUUAAAAAAAGCAAAAAUGGAGGUAACAGGUUACAGCACUUACAAUGGAAGUGAAUGUGGCCAAUUAUUGGAGGGUUUAAAUGAGAAAUGUGAAGCUUAUAAUUGUAAAAAAGCACUUACAUUAAUUCUUCUGUUAAAACUCAUGUAUUAUUUGAGCUGUAAAGUUGUAUAUAUGGUCAUAUUACAGUCCUUUUAAGGUUUUAGGGUUUGUUGACAUUACAUCUUCAUGGCAAUGAAGUUGCAAAAUUGGUUAUAACUUUACACAUAAAAUGUUAGUAAGUGAUUUUCACACACUAAAAUCAUGUUUACAUGCAUAUUGUUUACAUCUUGUGACUACACUUUUGAAAAAGUGAGUAUUUUAACGUUCAAAACUGGGCCCCUAUUCACUUCCAUUGUAAGUGCCUCAUUGUAACCCAGAUUGUUGCUUUUAUUUUUAAAGAGAAGGAGGGGCAAAUCCAAAUAAAUUGUGUUAAUAAAUAUUAUGCCACAAAUGCUGCCGAUUAAGCUUAACUGGUAUUGAAUCAAAAAAAAAAAAAAAAAAAAAAAAAACAAGAUACUGUAUAUCAACAAUUUUGCUGUGCUGCCUAGGUCUUGUGCCAACUCCCAGAUAUUUUAAUCAGUACACUGGUGAAAACAUGAUAUCAGCAUCCUUUAAAUCAUAUUUUAAAAGGCUCAAAGCUCUCCCAUGCCUAAGAUGAUCGUGGAUAUGUAAUGAUAAUAAAUGCAACAUGGGAAAACUGAUAAACAAAUAAAGACUUUACCUAAAUAAA